Molecule: messenger RNA, 1160 nt
Organism: Gavia stellata (red-throated loon)
Lineage: Eukaryota; Metazoa; Chordata; Aves; Gaviiformes; Gaviidae
Gene: CRIP2
Product: cysteine rich protein 2
Exons: 8
Coding region: 53-679 (208 amino acids)
Source: RefSeq, a predicted model, not a curated record
GGCUCGGCUCGGCACAGCACGGCUCGGCUCGGCUCCGCUCCGCUCUCCCGCCAUGGCAUCCAAGUGCCCCAAGUGCGACAAGACCGUGUACUUCGCUGAGAAGGUGUCCUCCCUGGGCAAGGACUGGCACAAGUUCUGCCUGAAGUGUGAGCGCUGCAACAAGACCCUGACCCCGGGUGGGCACGCUGAGCACGAUGGGAAGCCCUUCUGCCACAAGCCCUGCUACGCCACGCUGUUCGGCCCCAAAGGGGUGAACAUUGGCGGUGCCGGGUCCUACAUCUAUGAGAAGCCGCAGAUCGAGGGGCAGACCGCUCCGGGACCCAUUGAGCACCCGGUGAAGGUGGAGGAGAGGAAGGUGAAUGCUGCGCCUCCCAAGGGACCCAGCAAAGCCUCCAGCGUCACCACCUUUACCGGGGAGCCCAACAUGUGCCCGCGCUGUGGCAAGAGAGUCUACUUUGCCGAGAAGGUGACUUCGCUGGGGAAGGACUGGCACCGUCCCUGCUUACGCUGUGAGCGCUGCAGCAAGACGCUGACUCCGGGGGGCCACGCCGAGCACGAUGGACAGCCGUACUGCCACAAGCCCUGCUACGGGAUCCUCUUCGGGCCAAAGGGUGUCAACACCGGAGCUGUGGGAAGCUACAUCUACGACAAAGACCCCGAGGCGAAGAACCAGCCUUAGACGGCGUCCCCCCACCCGCCCGCCCGCUCUGUGCCCCCGUACUAACCUCCUGCUCGCAGCCGGAGCAGACCCUCGCCAGGCUGGCCACGGAGCUGUGCUCUCUCUGCUGUCUCUACUCCGGGCAGGAUGGCCCUGCCCCCCGGGUUAUAUAUCAUAAUCUCUAAUAUAAGCUUCAGUGUUUAAAGGCAAAGGUAGAAGGUGUCUCUGGUGGUUCCCAAUGCGCUCUGCCCUUCCCAGCCCUCCCACCAGCCCCCCAAGUGCAGGAGGCAGCGGGGCGGGUGUGGGGAUGUUACCAUGUGGAGGGGAUGGCGGGUGGCACCCGAGGAGCUGAGAACGGGGAGAAGGUGGUGGCAGGAGUCCCACCAUGGGAGGGUGCUUACCACUGCCCCCCGCAUGGAGGGUGAUGGAGCCAGGCAGGAGUCCCGCGGCACUUGGGGAUGGGGCUGGUAGUCAGGGCACCCAGCCCUGUUCCUCGCCAGCC